AUGGUCCGUGAUCGCUCUCGAUCUCGGGAUGAUGACUACCGUCGGAUGUGGGGCAACCCUAACCCUGACCGCCCACAUGACCCUACCCGACAUGGAUGGCCAUUCUCGGGCUCUCAUGAAACACCGGCGGCAACUACUGGACCCACGUACAACUACACGACGGAGAUGGAAAGGGGCCCUAUGCCUCGAAGCGAUGACUCGUGGAACACGGCUCCCACAUAUCAUUUCCACAGCGAGAUGCAUCAAAAUCACAGGGUGCUCCACACCCAAGUCUUCAAGCAAGUGGAUGUUGGACAAGAACCCAACAUCCAAAGACAGCUCAUGGUCACACAAAUCAAUGCCGCAGGCACCGAGCGAUUGCGACGCCCAGAGUUCUUCUUCCAUGGAAUUGUUGGUCAUGUGAACAACAGGUGGCGAUAUCGAAUCAACGGAUGGAAAGAAGCGUCACAUCUGGCCAACUACUGGUGCAGAUACUUUGACAUUGAGGAGAUUCCAUAUGCCUCAACUGAGCCGCAUGAGCAACUCACUAUCCAUGAUGCUUCUGAUCCUCCAGAGGGUGAUGAACCGCAAGACAACGAUGCGGAUGAUACGUCCUCUAUGGGACAUCCGGGAGACCAAACGCCUUCUGUCCCCAGCCAGUUAGCCCCUAUCCUUUAUGAUGCACUGAUGCAGGAUCCUGAGGUCAAUGCCCCGAUCCUUGAGAUUCUCCAAGCUCAGCCGGAAAACCAGGCAGAGAGCAACUUAAGGCUGUUUACAGCUAAAGAACUCGCUCAUCUUGGCAGCCAUCUGGCGAUCACCACCAACAUCUUAGCUCGACGUGCCAAUCCAGACGACAACCUCUCGGACAUCUCUGGCGAGCUCGACCGUGACAUCCCAUGA
Cladocopium goreaui is the source of this 879-nucleotide messenger RNA. Lineage: Eukaryota; Dinophyceae; Suessiales; Symbiodiniaceae. The record is from the annotation of a GenBank genome assembly.